AUGUCAGCAGGAGAGUCUCAAGACCACCUUGCUGACUGGCUGACUAAAGCAGAGUACACAGCAGGCAUAGACCCUGAAGACCAAUCUGACAAGGAAGAUGAGAACUUGCCUGAUUUGACAGUGCAUGUUGACAAUGAGGGUUAUCCUUGCCUAUCAACAGGGUUUAAAUCUCUCAUGCUCAAAAAUCAGCAGAAGGUUGUACAAAAGGUCUUUCAAAAGGCUUAUGUGGUCAUCUCAAGCAACCCUCAGGCUGCAGUCCCCUGGGGUCAUAUCACUCAGGAUCUGGACCAUUACCUUGACAUGGACUGCAUCCCUCGAAAUGUUGUCAUCAAGGAUCCUUCUCACCUGCAGAAGGACACCAUCAGCACCAUUUUUUUACUUUGGAAGUUAUGUGCUAAUUGUAAUGAACCAAUUUUACGAUUCAUUGGAUAUAAGGAAGGUGACUUCUAUGAUUCUCUGGCUAAGAAGGGUGAUGUAAGUCAAAAAUCAAGGAAGAACCAAAAAUAUGUGGAAGUAUCAGAUGAUGAGGACAAGGUACUGAAGAAGGUCCCCUUAGCCAAUCUUUCUUCAGAUGAAGAGAAAGACUUGGCAAUAGUUCAAAAGCUUGCUGAGACACAAACUACAGAUUCUAAGGGCAAAGCUAGGAAGCAACAUCUGCCUGGUUGGUCAUCUUGGAUGUGGUCUGAGGAAUAUCUACCUCAAAAUAUGCACUAUGAUAUUCAGGCAUCCUUCACUGCUUUGAAGAAACUAGAGAACUAUAUCAUCAGAUCUCAUGGUUGGGAUAUGAUUGUUAUCCUUGGACUUGGACUCCUUCAUGAGUGUCGUUGUGCUCAGAAGUAUGAAGCAGAUGAGGCCGGAAAUGACAUACCUGAAUAUUUGGGCACCUCCAUCCUUGGCAUUCAAGUAGGGAAGAAGAUUGAGGAGGUGAUUACCAGAAUUCAGGCAAAGGUGAAGGCAAUGCUGCCAGAUGAUCAUGAGAAGCAGAUGUCAGUGAGCAAAGAAGUUCACAUGAGGUGUCUGGAGAACAAAAGGCAGGUGAAAGAAAGGAGGGAGGUGGAGCAGGCAAGGGUUGCUGCAGAGAAGAGGGCUGUUGAGGAGGCUCAUAUAGCUAAGGAGAGGGCUGCCACAUUAAAGAAGGCAAGUGGUACUAAAGCUGGGGAAAAAGUAAAGGGUAAGCGACCAGCAACAGAUAUGAAUGAUUCACCCAUGAAAAAGGUGAAGACAUCUGCUCCUCCUGCUCCUCCUUGUCAUUCUGCCAGAGGGAAAGUACCUUUAAAGAAGUACAAGGACUGA
Messenger RNA from Suillus subaureus, 1293 nucleotides. RefSeq lists its product as uncharacterized. The transcript is spliced from 6 exons. The record is from RefSeq and is a predicted model, not a curated record. Lineage: Eukaryota; Fungi; Basidiomycota; Agaricomycetes; Boletales; Suillaceae. The coding region runs from base 1 to 1293 and encodes 430 amino acids.